CUGCUCAACUGUCUGAUAAGCGUCAAUUGUCAUCGGAAUAUUUACACCAUUUAGUCGUCAGUUGAGACUCAAACUUCAUCCAAGAUGGUUCAGCGAAAUCUCUUUCUUAUCUCCUCGUCCAAAGUGCACGGCUUCGAGUACCUUCAGCACUCCAAGCAAGCCCUCACGGACUUCUUCAAGAAGCACAACGUCUCCAAGAUACUCUUCGUGCCCUUUGCGCUGUUCAACUACGACAAGUACACGAAGAAAGUCGGCGAUGUGCUGACUUCCUGGGGCUACGAAGUCGAGGGAAUUCACCGCCAGGAAGAUCCCGUAGAUGCCGUGCGCAAGGCAGAAGCCAUCUACGUGGGCGGCGGCAACACAUUCCUCCUGCUGAAGACGCUGUGCGAGAAGAAUCUGAUCGAGGCCAUCCGGGAGCGCAUCUUCAGCGGAAAUGCCGUGUACGUGGGCAGCAGUGCUGGCACAAAUGUCGCGACAAUCAACAUCAAGACAACCAACGACAUGCCAAUCAUCUAUCCGCCCACUUUCGACGCCCUGGCGCUCGUGCCCUUCAACAUCAAUCCACACUAUCUCGACCCAGUGACCGGAAGCACGCAUCACGGCGAGACUCGCCAGCAGCGCAUCGAGGAGUUCCACCAUCUCAACACCACUCCCGUUCUCGGACUGCGCGAGGGCACGAGCCUUCUGGUUGAGGACGACAAGGUGACUCUCCUGGGAGACUUCAAUGCCAGACUGUUCAUGAAGUCGAAAGCCCCCGUUGAAGUGCCUCCGAACUCCGACUUGAGCUUCCUGCUGAGAGUCUGAGAGACACUCUCAGCCCAAUGAUGUGACCGCCUUGGCAAUAAAGAUGACAUGCAGAGAUUU
Messenger RNA from Phlebotomus argentipes, 864 nucleotides. Its product is annotated as probable alpha-aspartyl dipeptidase. Bases 85 to 804 code for a protein of 239 amino acids. Gene Ontology annotation, molecular function: serine-type peptidase activity. Gene Ontology annotation, biological process: proteolysis. The transcript is spliced from 2 exons. The record is from RefSeq and is a predicted model, not a curated record. NCBI's taxonomy places the organism in Eukaryota, Metazoa, Arthropoda, Insecta, Diptera, Psychodidae.